Molecule: messenger RNA, 699 nt
Organism: Paramecium octaurelia
Lineage: Eukaryota; Ciliophora; Oligohymenophorea; Peniculida; Parameciidae
Source: the annotation of a GenBank genome assembly
AUAAAAUGGGGCUUUGGGCUUGGACAUUAAACUAGAUGUUAACUCCUAAAUUUUGGACUUUGGUUCGAAGAGAAGGUAAUUCUAAACUAUAAAGUCUUAGGAUUUUGGUAAACCUAUAUUAGAAUGCACAGAGCUUAAUCAAGAUCUAGUCAUUAUGCAGGAGGUUAAAAUGGACCAAUACAAUGCGUUGGUUAGGAUUAAUUUGGCAAUAAAUAUUACGAAGAUUUUGAUGUCACACGUAUGCUUUGUAGAGAAGCAAUUUUUAGAUCGAAAUCAAAGGAGAUGGGUGGAAUAUAAUGAUUAUUUCAACCCGUGGCAUACUCUUGGAGAUAGGGUUCCUCCAGUAUGGCAUGGUUGGAUGGCUCAUGUCUAUGAUGAGGCUCCUUCAAGAACUGGGCAUUCACAUUUUGUCUAGCCAUUUUAUUAGAAACCUGCAACAGACAAUCAAUCUCACACACCUAAUCAUUAUUUUCCUUAAGGGGCAAUGUAGAGUUUAAAUAGAUUAGAAUUUAUGUAAAGUCGGUCUUGAAAAUAUUUAAGCAAAUACCAUAGAGACAGAAGAGCUGCUCCUUUUGAGCCAGGACAAUCCCAAGGUUUCGAAGGAAAGAAACUAAUUGUUGAAAGACAGAGCUAUUCAGAGGAUGUAAUGGCAAAUAGAGAAUGAUUUAAUAUAUAAAUAUAAGAUAUUAUCGAGAAGCU